GGGCGGGGCGCCGCGGGAAGUGACGUGCAGCGGGGCGGCCUGGGAAGGCGGUCGGGACGUGAGCUAGCAUGUCGGCUCUGACGCGGUGCGCGCCGUUCGUUCGCGCGGGAGGCCACCUCUUCAGAGGCCUCCGCGCGCGCGAGGCCGGAGGCGGUGGAGUUCGUCACGCCGGUGGCGGUGCGCACAUCGAGCCCAGGUACAGACAGUUUCCCCAGCUGACCAGGUUCCAGGUGAUCCAGGCCGAAUUCUUCAGCGCUACCAUGUGGUUCUGGAUUCUCUGGCGCUUUUGGCAUGACUCGGAUGCUGUGCUGGGUCACUUUGCAUAUCCAGAUCCUUCUCAGUGGACAGAUGAAGAAUUAGGUAUCCUGCCUGAUGAUGAGGACUAAAGGUGGCAUUCAGCACUUUACGCGGGGCCAGGUGAGAAAUGGAAGAAAUUACGGACUACGUAUUGUACAAUAAAGAUGUGAAUUAAAGUGGUUUGGUCAAGAA
This is a messenger RNA of Condylura cristata (star-nosed mole), 489 nucleotides long. RefSeq names its product NADH dehydrogenase (ubiquinone) 1 beta subcomplex, 2, 8kDa (gene NDUFB2). The transcript is spliced from 4 exons. The record is from RefSeq and is a predicted model, not a curated record. The coding region runs from base 69 to 386 and encodes 105 amino acids. Gene Ontology annotation, cellular component: mitochondrial inner membrane. Lineage: Eukaryota; Metazoa; Chordata; Mammalia; Eulipotyphla; Talpidae.